This is a messenger RNA of Entrophospora candida, 1704 nucleotides long. Lineage: Eukaryota; Fungi; Glomeromycota; Glomeromycetes; Entrophosporales; Entrophosporaceae. The record is from the annotation of a GenBank genome assembly.
AUGUCUGGCUACUUCAAAGUGCAAGAUCCAAGCACUUUUUCAUUCUUACAAUAUCUAACGUUCAAAUAUAGCAAAGAAGGAACACUAAAAGCAAACAAAAAGGAAGAAUGGGCUGAUUUUGUCGUCGGGUUAAAAUUGUUCUUGACAGAAAGCAAUGAUGAUUCUUUAAAAAUAUAUUGGGAGGAAGAGCUAAGAGAUGGAAAUGUCCAUCGUGAUUCGGAAGAUGUAUUACGUUUAUGGAGAGGAAUAAAAUCAGAAGCGGGUGGGAUUUUAUUUUUCAGUUUAUAUUCAAGUCUUCUAAGAGAUUUGAUUGAAAAUGAAAUUAGAGUUCCACAGCAGCAAAACUUGGGUUUGACAUCAUCUCGAUCGUCUCAAUCAUCUCGAUCUGUAUCUUAUCGGGAAAAAAUUCGAGAAAAUGAAAAAAAGGAGCAUGAGUUGCGAAACAAGGUUUUUGAAAAGUACAAUGAGUUGGCGGGAAUUUUGGAGGACAUAUGGAAGGUUAAGGUUCAAUAUAGUGAACAAUGUAUUGAAGUCAAUAUAGUGGAGAAAAUAUAUCAAAAUUUAAAUAGAGAAAAACUAGAUAAUUUGGCAUUCAAUAACCCUUUUCUGUCUUGUAUAAUUGAUCUUGACAAUAUACAUUCAGUUUUACGUGAAAUUUUCAAUGAUAGAGAAUUAAGAGCAAUGCAUAAAUGUGAAAAGGUGGAGAAAUGGAAAUACACAAGACCUGAAUUUGAAGCAUGGGUUGAAGACCUGGUAAUAUCAAAUAAUGUGAAUUCUUUACAAGCAUCACCUCCAAUUGAUUUAACAGACAUAGAAAAGUUAGAAUAUAAAUAUAUUUUGAAAAUGUUUCAACAUUUAAAAGUACUUUGGAAUCAAAGAAGAUAUGGAGAAAUGUCUAAAGGCGGGAAAGAUAUAUUAGAAGACACAUACGUUCACGAAGUAGUGCAUGAAAUUAUGUAUGAAACUGUUCAAGGACUCAGUGAUCAAAUACAACUUGACUGGUCUACAAAAACGGCUGAAGAUGGAAACAAUAAUGUUAAUUGUGAUUAUGAUAGUUGGUGUUUGCAGCUAUCUGGAGCGAAAAGGCAGAACUACAUCAACUUGUUCAAAUCUACUAAGAAACCAGAUUGGAUGGCAUCCUACUUAUUUGAAGAUGAUAGAUAUGAAUUCAUUUAUGGAGAAGCAGCAGGCCCCCCUUAUUCACCAUCAAUCAUGAGAACUGAAGAAAAUAGAAGAAAAUUGAUUAGGUUUCUACGUCGUUCCAAAAAAUCGUUCAAGAAAAAGAUACAAAUGAAUUUUAUGUCAAUAUUCGAUGAAGAAGUUGAAAACCUGUUAGAAAACAUUUCAAGAUUUGGAAUGUUAACAUCCGGUACAUCGUUGAAGAUAAUAUCUUAUGAUACCCCUCAAUUUGGAAUCGGACAAAUACUGCAAAUUAUAAAUGUAAAAGUACCACUAAAAUUUGGUUGUAAAGCCUAUGUUGUAAAAAAUUAUCUUUUAGGAUUAUUAAUUUUCCGAAGAGGAGUUUUAGAGUCUCUUAAAUGUUUAAGGAAUCUCGAGAAUUUAAUUGAAAGAAAAAUGAAUGUGUCUGCAAAUAUUCUAUAUAUACCACCAUUAGAACCAGAAGAUGAUAAACUCAAAAUAUGGAAAGAUUAUAGAAACAAAGCAGAAGACAGAAGAUUUGUUAAAUUUACUGUUCUUAAGUAA